This is a messenger RNA of Aspergillus vadensis CBS 113365, 1839 nucleotides long. RefSeq lists its product as uncharacterized. The coding region runs from base 437 to 1651 and encodes 404 amino acids. Lineage: Eukaryota; Fungi; Ascomycota; Eurotiomycetes; Eurotiales; Aspergillaceae. The transcript has a single exon. The record is from RefSeq and is a predicted model, not a curated record.
CUCCUACUUUACUCUUUACCGCAUAAUCUACUACUCAUCCGAACCAUCUGGGUCCAUUACUCGACUAGGCAUUGGGCUUGCUACUUAGUACCGCACGCACUUAACUGUACCUUGCCUCCACGCCUUGUGACCCUCACGCCCCCUGUGUCAUCUUUAGAUGAUAAGUCUCGAACCCCAGUCUUCGGAGAUCCUUUACAUAUUCCUGCAGUCAUCAUCCACGGAUCCUAUCCGUGCUUGAUACUCCAUAUAAUCUAACCAUCGCCCUAUCCCACCAUCCCGUCUUAUCCUUCUAGCCUCUCACCUACUACUACUAUGUAUGGUUAUAUCACAUACCUCCCUCCUCACACUUUCAAUUGACCAUCCACCUCUCAGUCCUAUCUUUCAUACCCAAGUCUUCUAUCCCUCUCUCUCCUCUCAACAUCUCACCAUCUUCUCAAUGGCCGACUACUGGCAACCCCAAUCGUCCUUUGCGAACCCUAGCUGGGUUCAAGGCAACCAGUCAUGCUGGCGCUCUUCGACAUUUCGUGACUUGAUCCAUGCUUUUCCUAAACCCAAGCGGACGGGUCGAGUGAUGAAACCCCGCAGCGCUGGGAACAGUCCUUCGUCUGCUGGCAGACGGCGCACAGCAACCAUCCCUUACAGUUCGCCCAUGUACCAAGGCUACCAGGCUCCCGUCAACACUGCCUUUGUAGCCUCUGCACUUGUCCGAACUGGCCAGAACCGUCCGACAAGUUGGCAUCCGGCUUUGGAGCCUGUUAGCUAUCCUACUACUCAGUAUGUGCCAGCAACUACGGCGUUGGACAACUUUGCCGCCAUUGGCGUGUGCCCUCAGCCAUUGCCUACUGCCUCUGCAUCCUUCGACAACUCUUCCAUGAUGUCAUCCUACACCUCAACAGAUAUUCCAUGCUCGGAUUUGGGAUUCCCUUCCCUGCCUGACGCACAGCAUCAGAUUUCUCUCCAACAAUCUACCAUGCUGCCGAUGAGCGAGCCUCAAAUUGAGCCCGUCUCCUGGGACACCAGCGCUUCAACCUUGUCGGCAAUGGCAGAACCUAUGUCUGACUGCUACUCUUUCGACAUGUCAUCCAUGCACAACAACAUCCCUCCGGUCUACGUCGCAGGUUCGAGUUAUGAGAGUGUACCGUCGUCGGGUUGCUUGACUGGCCCUCCUACGCCUGACUUUCUACCUAUUCAGCGACCUGAUGACGACCUGCAUUCGCAGGUAGAGUCCUUGCCAGAGAAGCAGAACGAGGAUGAACUCGUCGGAAUGGGUCUCUACAGCAACCCGGAAGCUUCGCUGGGAAACUCGCUCUUAGGGCUUUCCGGCAAGGGGCUGAAGUUGGAGGAGACUUUCACCCCGUCUUCCGACAAUGAAGCCGAAGACCAGGACGAUGAAGAUGACCAGGAUGAUGAGGACGAUGAUGACGAACAAAAUCAGGAUGAGAGCCCCGUCAACAACAAGGGCACUGAUUCGAACCCUAAGCAGCCUGAGGCUGAGACUUUUCAACAACCGAUCAAAGCACCUGGCAACAUGAUGCAGAGAUCCUUUUUAUUUGAUGACGACGACCUCGAGCAGCAUGCCGUGGUCGAUUCCCAGCCAUUUAUCAACAUGGCUAGCCAACCCUGUAUGAAUUAUGGUUAUGGAUGGAUUUGAUUCCGACACUGUCGCAUUUACCGCCCUUGAUUAUUGCUCUUUUCGGUUUUCGGGCUACAGCAUUGCAUAGCGUGGAGUUAUUGUUUCGCGAGGCGUUUUUAAUUUAGCAUACAGUACAGGAUACCCAGGGAGGAUUGGUCGAACUCGAAAUGCAUGUAUUAGACACCAGUGAAUGUAACAAUUACGAC